Molecule: messenger RNA, 1711 nt
Organism: Prosopis cineraria
Lineage: Eukaryota; Viridiplantae; Streptophyta; Magnoliopsida; Fabales; Fabaceae
Product: UPF0496 protein At4g34320-like
Exons: 2
Coding region: 429-1550 (373 amino acids)
Source: RefSeq, a predicted model, not a curated record
GAGCUCAGCUUGCUUCUCCCUUCUCUUUGGAUAAUCGUUGCUUUGCGCGUGAGAACUGUACAGUGUAUAAGAGAUAGAUUUCUAGAGUGAGAAAACAUAUAAAGGGUAUUGCUUCCCGCGUUUUCCAUCUUCAGCAUUACCUUCAUUUUUCUCAUGCGUGCAAGCGAUUCUCAAAUCAAUCUCUCAGCCCACCCCCCCUAAAAAUUCCCUGGUCCUUACCGGUUCUUAAUAUCUUUAAGAUUCUGCAUUCCCCUUGAACCUCAAGUUCAUUAUUAUCUCACUUUCCUCUUUUGAGAAAACGAAAGAAGAACAACUCCUCAAAUUAGCUUCGACGAACUUGUUUGUCGUUCUUUUGGAUUUUCUCCCCGUCAAUCGCUUUCCGAGGUCGGAACUUUUUCAAGCUCUCUAUCUGGAUUUCCUUUGGAGCAAUGGGGAGCCACAUAAGCAAGAAGAUCCCUGAAACAUCAUAUGCAAUUAAUUUCAAUACUGAUAUGCACUAUACAACCGAGCUGUGUUCAUAUGAAGCUGCCUGCAAGCUUGAUGCUGAUUUGCAAUCCUUUGACACAACACUUCAUGCUAGAACAAAUCAGGUCAUAAACACUCUUGCAGGUGGCGUUGAUGUUCGAGCUCUUUCAUUUGAAUCCCUAAAACAAGUCACAGAGUGCCUUCUGGAGAUGAACCAAGAAGUUGUCAGAGUGAUUCUGGAAUGCAAGAAAGACAUAUGGAAAAGCCAAGAACUCUUUGAUCUAGUUGAGGAGUACUUUGAGAAUAGCUUGCAGACUCUAGAUUUCUGUGCUGCUUUGGAGAAGUGCCUAAAGCGAGCUAGAGAUGGCCAGCUUCUUAUACUGGUGGCUCUGCAACAAUUUGAGGACGAAGCAGAGUUAGGAGAUAACCGGUUUGUAAAAACGCUACAAGAACUGAAGAAUUUCAAAGCAGCUGGUGAUCCUUUUACCGAAGAGUUCUUCCAAAUCUUUCAGUCGGUAUAUAAGCAGCAAAUGCUAAUGCUUGAGAAGUUGCAAGUAAGAAAAAGCAAGCUUGAUAAGAAGCUCAAAUCCAUCCACACAUGGAGGAAGGUCACAAGCAUGAUAUUUGCAGCUACAUUUGCUGCGGUUCUGAUAUGUUCAGUUGUUGCAGCAGCUGUUGCUGCUCCACCAGUAGCAUCUGCUCUUGCUGCUGCAACAUCAAUCCCAAUUGGGACAAUGGGAAAAUGGAUUGAUUCUCUUUGGAAGAACUAUGAAAAUGCAUUGAAGGGACAGAAGGAAGUGAUUAGCUCAAUCCAGGUUGGUACUUAUGUGGCAAUCAAGGACCUGGAUAAUAUCAGGGUUCUGGUUGAUAGGUUGGAGAUUCAGAUUGAGUCUCUACUGCGUAAUAUCGAUUUUGCAAUUGAAGAAGAAGCAGUGAAGAUUGCAAUAGAGGAGAUUAAGAAGAAGCUUGGGGUGUUUAUGAAGAAUGUUGAAGAACUAGGAGUCCAAGCUGAUAUGUGCAGCCGUGACAUAAGGAGGGCCAGAACUGUAGUUCUCCAGAGAAUCAUAAAGCAUCCUCACAAUUGAAGUUAAAGAUAAUCCAUGCGCAGAAGUUUAGUAAAUUUAAAAUUUGAAUUUUCUUUCAUGUUCAAGGCAAAAAGACAAUGGAUUUUAUUCCUUGGGUUUGUUAAGGUAGCUGAAAUUGGUUGUUCAUUCAUGAAAUGUAAGUUGUUCAAAAUUUUUAUUGA